AUGAGCGCGGAGCUGGACGGCGUGUCGGUGCACUCCUCCUCCUCCUCGUCGGGCUCGCUGGGCUCGGCGGCGGGACCGGCUCCGCGCCCGCUGUCGGCUAACGUGCGGCGGCUGCACCAGGCGCUGACGGCGCUGCUGAGUGAGUCGGAGCGGGAGCGCUUCAUCCUCUGCCUCAAUGCCUACCACGGCCGCCGCAACGUCUGCGACCUGGUGCGCUCUCUCCGUGCUCUCCUCGACGGGCCCCGCCGCCGGCAGCUCCUACCGCUGCUCCGCCUCGUCCUGCCGCGCUCCGACCAGCUCCUCUUCGACCAGUACACCGCCGAGGGGCCCUACCUGCCGCCGCCUGGCCGGCCCCCGCCUGCCCCGACCCCGUCGCCGGUGUUCCCCGGUGAGCUACGGCAGGUGACCCUGCGGCGGAGCAAAGCCCAUGAGGGGCUGGGCUUCAGUAUCCGCGGCGGGGCCGAGCACGGCGUCGGCAUCUAUGUGUCCCUGGUGGAACCGGGCUCCUUGGCUGAGCGUGAGGGGCUGCGCGUCGGCGACCAGAUCCUGGGUGUCAACGGCAAGUCUCUGGACAGGGUGACCCACGCCGAGGCUGUAAAGGUGCUGAAGGGCUGCAAGAAGCUGAACCUGUCGGUGCACUCGGUGGGGCGCAUCCCGGGGGGCUACGUCACCAACCACAUCUACACCUGGGUGGACCCCCAGGGCCGCAGCGUGUCCCCCCCCACGGGGCUGCCCCACCACCAGAACAGCUCCCUGCGCAAGGACAGCGAGAAGAGAAGCCACCUCCAGCUGCUGCAAGAGGGAGACGAGAAGAAGGUGAAUCUGGUCCUGAAUGAAGGGAAGUCCCUGGGCCUCAUGAUCAGAGGAGGAGCAGAGUAUUCCCUGGGGAUCUACAUCACCGGGGUGGAUAAAGGCUCGGAAGCAGAGAGCACUGGCCUGAAGGUGGGAGACCAGAUCCUGGAGGUGAACGGCAGGAGCUUCCUGAGCAUCCCCCACGAGGAGGCGGUGAGGCUGCUCAAGUCCUCCCGGCACCUGAUGAUGACGGUGAAGGACAUCGGGAGGCUGCCCCACGCCCGCACCACGGUGGACGAGACCCGCUGGAUCGCCAGCUCCCAGAUCGGGGACAGCCUGGUCAGCUCAGCAGGGUACGAGCUCCUGUGGGCACACACAGCCACCCACUGCGGGGCAGUGGGCAACCAUGCUGCAGAGGCAACAGCCAGGCCUGUGUUUUACCGGGGCCUGGCUGGCUCCCAGGUGACCCUGAGCAGCAUGGUGAACCAGACCAGGGUGAUGCUGGAGGAGCAGGCACGGCACCUGCUGAACGAGCAGGAGAGGGCCACCAUGGGCUACUACCUGGAUGAGUACAAGGAGGGCAACAUCUCCGUGGAUGCUCUGGUCAUGGCUCUCUUCGAGCUGCUCAACACACAUGCUAAGUUCUCACUGCUUUCAGAGGUGCGGGGGGUGAUCUCCCCACAAGACCUGGACCGCUUCGACAACCUGGUGCUGAAGAGAGAGAUCGAGUCCAUGAAGGCCAGGCAGCCCUCGGGGCCCAGCCUGGGCACUGACUCCUACUCCAUGAUGUCCUACAGUGACACUGUCUCUUCCUCCAGCAGCCACUUCACUGCCACAACCGUCAGCUCAGCCCGGAACACGUCAGAAAUGGAGGGAGGUGGAGACAGCCACCAAAGUAGCAUCAACACCCUGCCAGACAUCUCCCUGGAUGAUCUCUCCUCCUUCCCAGAUGAACCACCCAACUUCAAGCCUCCACCUCCUCCUUCAGCAGCUCAGAUGCUGGACCCCUCUGCUGCCCAGCACAGGAACCCAGGGAAAGACAAACCCAAGCGCCCUUCCUCCGAGUCCUCUCAGUCAGGCCUCUUCUUCGUGGCCCCUCGGAACCCCACGCCCCCCGCCAGCCAGCCCGACAAGGACACGCUCAGCAUGGCUUCCACUGCCACCACCUCCACCGAGGAGUCCGCCCCCAGUGCUAUCUAUGCCACCAUCUCCCCAGCCCCACACAGCUCCAGGAGGCAAAUGGAUGCCCAGCUCUCCCUGGUCAGCCAACACCCCAUCGGGCCCUUCCCCAGGGUCCAGUCCCCGACGAGGUUGAAGACCCCAUCCCCAGACAGCCCUGCAGCCGCCGGGCUUCGGAGCCCUCCUUCCCCGUCCCCUCCGCCUCCCCCGUCCCACCCUGCACCCCCUCCACCAGACAAGGGCAGCCCACAGGCCGUGGCCAACCAGCAUUUCAUCAUGGUGGAGGUGCACCAACCCAACAGCGAGCCUGAUGUCAAUGAAGUGAGGCCCUUGCCCCAGGCCAGAGCCUCCACGCUCUCCCAGCUGUCGGACAGCGGGCAGACCCUCAGCGAGGACAGCGGGGUGGACAUCGGGGAGGUCGAGAUGAGCGGCAAGGACAAGAGCCGGCAGCCGGUCCCUGGGAAAAGCCGAAGCCUCAAGGAGGCCACGAGGAGCGAGGGGGUGGCAGAAGGGGCUGCCAAGCCGCCAGGGCUCCUGGAGCCCACAUCCUGUCUGAUCCGAGUGUCCAAGAGUGCACCAACCUUGGGGAUCGCCAUCGAGGGUGGAGCAAACACGCGGCAGCCGCUGCCCCGCAUCGUCACCAUCCAGCGUGGGGGCUCGGCACACAACUGUGGGAAGCUGAAGGUGGGCCACGUCAUUUUGGAGGUGAACGGCACAGGGCUGCAGGGCAAAGAGCAUCGGGAAGCCGCCCGCAUCAUCGCUGAAGCCUUUAAGCUGAAGGAGAAGGACUACAUCGAUUUUUUGGUCACAGAAUUCAACGUCGCCCUCUAG
Molecule: messenger RNA, 2802 nt
Organism: Indicator indicator
Lineage: Eukaryota; Metazoa; Chordata; Aves; Piciformes; Indicatoridae
Gene: WHRN
Product: whirlin
Exons: 12
Coding region: 1-2802 (933 amino acids)
Biological process (GO): auditory receptor cell stereocilium organization; sensory perception of sound
Cellular component (GO): stereocilium tip; photoreceptor inner segment; stereocilia ankle link complex
Molecular function (GO): protein binding
Source: RefSeq, a predicted model, not a curated record